Acaromyces ingoldii is the source of this 1435-nucleotide messenger RNA. RefSeq lists its product as hypothetical. NCBI's taxonomy places the organism in Eukaryota, Fungi, Basidiomycota, Exobasidiomycetes, Exobasidiales, Cryptobasidiaceae. The coding region runs from base 66 to 1403 and encodes 445 amino acids. Gene Ontology annotation, biological process: nonfunctional rRNA decay; ribosome disassembly; nuclear-transcribed mRNA catabolic process, non-stop decay. The record is from RefSeq and is a predicted model, not a curated record. Gene Ontology annotation, cellular component: cytoplasm. The transcript has 4 exons.
GCAUCAGAGACGCAGUCAGUCCCAUUCACUACUAACGAGACAUAGGAAGACCACAUUUUACAACGAUGAAGGUCCUCUCAAGACACGUCGAGCGAGACGGCUCAGGAAGCGUCACUGUCAAUCCAGAGGAGGACGAGGACAUGUACCAUCUCUAUAAUCUCAUCGAGGUCGGAGAUCUCGUCAGGGGCCCUACUGUGCGCAGAGUUCAGUCAGAAUCCUCUACUGGCUCCAUCGAGUCACAGCGUGUCCGUGUCACGCUCACCAUCCAAGUCGCAAAGUCGUCCUUUGACGCCACGGGGUCCUCGGCCCCUCUGGAUCCGGCUGCGGAAGGCAGCUCGGCAGGCGCUGUCAGUGGUGCGAUUACCGACGUCUCCUCAUCCUCGAGUACCGCGGGAGCGUUGGGAGGAGGCAGCGGUGGCGAUGGAGCUACGCUGCACGUGUCCGGCAGAGUAGUCUCGGAGAACAGGCAUGUCAAGAUGGGCGCCUUCCACACUCUUGAUCUCGAAGUCAAUCGUCAGUUGACGAUCAUAAAGGACUCAUGGGACUCUAUCCAUUUCGAGCGUCUGAACGAAUCCAGCGAUGUCGGACAGAGAGCAGAGGUCGGCGCUGUGGUACUGGGCGAUGGUACGGCAACCGUGUGCCUCUUGACAGAGCACAUGACCGUUGUUCGACAACGUAUCGACGUACCUCUGCCGCGCAAACACAAAUCCCUACCCUCAUCGUCGGCCGACAAGUCCCAGGCUCGGUUCUUGUCCCUCGUGUAUCAAGCCGUGCUCAAGCUCUUGCAGCUGCCUGCGUUGCGGCUCGUCAUCCUCGCCAGCCCCGGCUUCACAAGGGAUACCGUGUUUGACUACCUGUUUGCCGAAGCCACCAGGCGGGGCGAAAAGGCUCUCAUGGGCAAUGAUGCCAAGCGAAAAUUUCUCAGAAUUCAUUGCAACAGUCCUCACAUUCACAGCCUCAUUGAGGUUUUACGAAGCGCAGAGGUCAGCGCCCAACUAAAGGACACAAAGUUUGCAAAAGAGGGCCAGCUUCUCGACCGUUUCCAGAGGAUGCUCGCCUCCGACGAGCUCCGUGCAUGGUACGGAGAGCAGCAUGUCAUGCUGGCCGCUCAGCGAGGUGCCAUUGGCUCCCUUCUCAUUUCAGAUGGCCUCUUCCGCGCCGCCGACCCGGUCCGACGCAGGAAGUUCGUUCAGCUCGUAGAGGACGUGAGGAGCGCGGGAGGCGAGGCUCUCAUCUUCAGCGGCAUGCACGAAAGCGGACGGCAGCUCAACGGCCUUACGGGCAUCGCAGCCAUCCUGCGCUUUCCCCUCGAUGUAGAAGUCGCGGAAGAAGAAGAGCGGGAAGAACAAGCAGCUCAGUCGGGUCAUGAUGAUCUCCUCGGUUCCAAUCGCAAUCAUGCCUGACGCAUAGAUACCCGGUAACGCCCCCCCCCCCC